Molecule: messenger RNA, 1383 nt
Organism: Hyaloperonospora brassicae
Lineage: Eukaryota; Oomycota; Peronosporomycetes; Peronosporales; Peronosporaceae
Source: the annotation of a GenBank genome assembly
AUGGCUACACCCGACGCGACGGACGGCCCCUACCUCCCCGAGCACAUUGUGGUGCUCGUGCACGGCAACAAUGGCUCGGGCGCGGACUUUGACGCCGUUGCGAAGGCGCUCGUGGCCACGUUUGGCGGCCCACAGGAGCUGCUCGUGAUUCAGUCGCGCGCCAAUGAGUCGGACACGUCGCUGGGGGUGGAGACGGGCGGCAAUAGACUGGCAAAAGAAGUGGUGGAGGCCGUGUUCGAGUACGAAGUGAGUCCCACCGCGCGGCAGCAUAAGGUGUCGCUCGUGGGCCAUUCGCUCGGCGGACUCUACGCGCGCUACGCACUGGUUCAGCUCAUGAAAGCCAUGAGCUGUUUGCACGUGGCGUACGUCGACUUUGUCACGAUUUGUACGCCGCACUUGGGCUCGCGACGGGCGAGAGGACCGUCGACUGUGAAGAACUUGGUGCGUCUCGGGGUGCACAAAGUUUUGGCGUCACGGGCGAUCUAUGGACAGACGGGGAUUGAUCUGUUGCUCAAUGAGCACGAGCAGCACCAAGGAUGGGCGACGAUGCAUGCUAAUGAGCCGCAGCCUGCACGUCCACUGCUGAUGGUCAUGAGCGACCCGGCCUCGGAGUUUGUCCGCGCGCUCAAGCGCUUUCGACACGGCACGCUCGUCGCGAUGACUGACGGCGACUUGGUUGUGCCGUUUCCCUCGGCUUCCAUGCGCAGCCACAGUCCAUACGUGAGCACUUUCUUGACGGACUGCUACGUGGACUGGCGAUGGCAUGUCCGCCACUCUGGGUUUGCCGAUGAGACGGGUAGCAGUUGUGUCUAUCCUGCGUAUGCGGCAUUUAUGGAGCGGCUCAACGCGAAGGUCGACACCUCUGUGGUUAUUGAAGACCACGGUCUGGGACUCGAUGCAAGCUGCGCGCCACAGCGUCUCAGCGUAGAAGGGUUUACCAGCGACAACAAGCAAGAGGUAGAGUUCCCGCACGAGAUGCUAUGCAGUAUGCAACAAGCGCUUCCGUGGAGACGCAUUGACGUGCUAGUGGAGCCCAGCGGUGUGAAAGGCAAACUGCGUCUCCACGACUGGCCGAUCAACAAGAUGCAGCCGCCGGACUGCCGUGCAGACGAGUUCAUCAAUCUCUUGUGUGAUAUGAUUGGAGCUGACCACGGAAUCUGUCCACGGACAAUACCGGAGACGGUUGAGAAGCUCGAUGGGAGUGCUGCACUCGCGCAAGAUACUAGUUCCAGCUAUACUGCGAACAAAGCUGGUGAUGAAGCAUCGAGCAAGCAAGGAAGCGCUGAUGGCGACACGAAAACGUACCAGUCCGGGCACACUUCUCCUGUCUCGUGCUCGUCCGGAUCGUUGUGCGACUUUCCCGUCCACGCCGAACUGUCGUAA